Molecule: messenger RNA, 579 nt
Organism: Strongylus vulgaris
Lineage: Eukaryota; Metazoa; Nematoda; Chromadorea; Rhabditida; Strongylidae
Source: the annotation of a GenBank genome assembly
CAGGAUUCAUCCAACUCUGGUUCAUCUGGAGGAGCAUUUAUACCAUACUGUAAUCUCACACAGGCCCAACUUUCAUUCCAUGGUCACAAAGAUAGUGUGAAGUUCUUCAUAGCUGUACCAGGAGCGCCUCGAUCAUAUGAGGAUGAUCAAGAGGCAGAAUUAAGGAAAAUGCUUGUUAUCUCUGGAGGAGACGGAUAUAUCGAUUUCCGGAUAGGUGAAGAAAACGAGCCUCCGAUAGUUACGAAAGGUGUUCGAGCGCGAGACAUGUCUCACCUUAUCAUUUGGGAGGUGGACGCCGAAUUGCCUGUGAAAGCAACUAAUCUGCCUGCAAUAUCUUUUACCUUUUGUUGUGUAUGUCCACCUCGAACCACAAAAUUUCAGAUGGCCUUUCGGAUUCAACACAGUAAAAAAGCCAUGGAAUUCUUCAUCAACUUCAGUGCUAGUGUAGGCACUGGAAGUCGAGCUGUACUACAAUAUACUGAACUUCCGAACAAAGUGCUGGAUUUCGAACAUACAGAAACACCCCCGGACCAGCAAGGAAAAGGGAUUGCAAAGAUGCUUGUUAAGGUAGGACUUUGA